ACGGCUUAUUGGCUCAGUUGCGUCGCGCAAACGGUACUGCCAGCAUAAAAAAGGGCGGGCUUUUCUUUUUUUUAAUUUUCCGCACUCGUAAGGUGUUGUGAAGAUGAAAUAUUUAGUAGUAUUCGCCGUUGUUGCGUUGGCCUUUGCCGCGGAGGAGGCGAAAGAAGAGGAAAGGCCGAAAACCUUCAGAAGAUUAAUCCCAGCUGAUGUUUUAAGAGAUUUCCCAGGCAUGUGCUUCGCGUCAACCCGUUGCGCGACCGUCGAGCCUGGCAACACCUGGGAUUUGGCGCCAUUCUGUGGCCGCAGUACGUGCGUGGUCAGCGAGGACCAGCCCCCGAGGCUGCUGGAGCUGGUCGAGGACUGCGGGCCCCUGCCGCUAGCCAACCCCAAGUGCAAACUUGACACAGACAAGACAAACAAGACCGCGCCUUUCCCUGGCUGUUGUCCGAUCUUCACGUGCGAAGAAGGUGCCAAGUUGGAGUACCCCGAACUCCCCACUCCUCCCCCAGAAGAGGAAAAGAAAGAGGAAGCAAAGAAAGAAUAAAAAAAUACAAUAAAAUAAAAAAGUAUCGCGGUUGAUUAAAAAAAAAGAACGUCAAAAAUUCGAUUUCAAAAUGGCGUGUUCUUUUUUCAACUGCGGCGUGUUCGGUCUCAAAACAUACCAAAACUAUUUACAAUGAACUCAUUCCAGUACUUUCUACAAUAAAACCGCUACAAUGGAUGAGUUUUAUCCGAAACUUCCUAUUUCCUGCUCUUUUGAACAAUAAAAAUCUGUGACAAAACUCAUUGUUGCAAUGAAUAGCGUGCGAUCCAUAGACAGAAUUGGAACGCAUAGAUUGCGAUUGUUUUUUUUAGAAGUUACAUCGGUUUUUUACUUGAAUACCUGCCUACUUAUAAUGUUUGUGAUAUUGAUACAAUAAAUAAAUA
This is a messenger RNA of Amyelois transitella, 927 nucleotides long. RefSeq lists its product as uncharacterized. Bases 104 to 544 code for a protein of 146 amino acids. The transcript is spliced from 3 exons. NCBI's taxonomy places the organism in Eukaryota, Metazoa, Arthropoda, Insecta, Lepidoptera, Pyralidae. The record is from RefSeq and is a predicted model, not a curated record.